AUGGUACACAGCAUCUUGAUUUCGGUGGUUGUUUUCGGGCACAGCGUUAUGUGGUGGCAAUGGGUAGGCAUUCUGAGUGUGUUCGGCGGGUUGACGUUGAGCGUUCGGGCGAAGUACGCCGCCAAGAAGGGAAGCGUGGAAACGCGGGCGGACACGAAGGGAGCGGUGAACGGGUCGGGAGCGGCUUCGUCCGGUGUUGCUGGAGGCGACAGCCGGAAGAAGGAGCGGUGA
Molecule: messenger RNA, 231 nt
Organism: Ectocarpus siliculosus
Lineage: Eukaryota; Phaeophyceae; Ectocarpales; Ectocarpaceae
Source: the annotation of a GenBank genome assembly